Molecule: messenger RNA, 1062 nt
Organism: Rotaria socialis
Lineage: Eukaryota; Metazoa; Rotifera; Eurotatoria; Philodinida; Philodinidae
Source: the annotation of a GenBank genome assembly
AUGAAAAUUGCACCGAAUAUAAUCGGAAUAUUAUUUAUUUCGAUUCUUAUUGAUUUUUUGGAAUUUACAAUUAUUUUACCAUUGUUACCAAAAAUAUUAACUUAUUAUGGAAGUGGAACUGACAUUAGCCACGAUACAGUUUAUGUAAAAACAAUAUCAUUUGUUCAAUUUAUUCGUGAUCUAACUGGAGCACCAAAUGAUGCUAAAUGGAAUUCUGUUUUAUUUGGAGGAAUAAUUGGCUCACUCUUUUCUUUUCUACAAUUUUUUUCAUCAACAUUAUGUGGUGCUGCAUCGGAUCGAUAUGGUCGAAGACCAGUGCUUCUUCUUUCCAUGAUUGGCAUAUCACUGUCAUAUGCAAUAUGGUGUGUUUCAUAUAAUUUAACAAUUUUUAUGUUAGCACGAGUCAUUGGCGGACUUUCAAAAGCAAAUGUUGCUAUUAUUUUAGCUAUUGUUUCAGAUUCUACGACAGAAAAUGAACGAAAUCGAGCAAUGGCAUGGAUCGGUGCAGCUUUUUCACUUGGCUUUAUUUUUGGACCAUUACUUGGUGCUAUAUGUAGCCAUUUGGGUAUUGUUUAUUGGCCAAAAUCAACAGUGAUAUUUUUUAUUUUUCCUGCUGUUGUCUCACUUGUAUUAUCAUUUAUUAACAUUGCUUUUGUUACUCAAUAUUGUCCAGAAACAUUGCCAGUAUCCAAACGAGUGUCUAAAAAAACAACGAUAACAGACAUUUAUAAUACAAUUUUACCUUGGCAUUUGUUUAGAUUUACUGCUAUUCAUAAUGUCAAAUCUGUGGAUGAUAUAACGAUUCUACGUAGAUUAGGUUUAGCAAGUUUUUUAUAUAUGAUUGUAUUCGCUGGUCUCGAAUUUACAAUUACUUUUCUUGUUUACAAUCGAUUUAAUUGGAAUAGUAUGCAACAAGGCAAAAUGUUUUUUAUCAUGGGUUUAUGUAUGGCUCUAGUACAAGGUGGCUAUGUAAGACGAAUACCACAUGGAAAAGAAAUAACGGCAGCUACAAGUAUAUACGAUAGAGAUAUUUCGUUUAGGAUUGCUGCUUUCGAUAAUUGA